Messenger RNA from Saccostrea echinata, 6075 nucleotides. RefSeq lists its product as uncharacterized. The transcript has a single exon. Gene Ontology annotation, molecular function: DNA helicase activity. Gene Ontology annotation, biological process: DNA repair; telomere maintenance. NCBI's taxonomy places the organism in Eukaryota, Metazoa, Mollusca, Bivalvia, Ostreida, Ostreidae. The coding region runs from base 1 to 6075 and encodes 2024 amino acids. The record is from RefSeq and is a predicted model, not a curated record.
AUGACUUCAGAACCAAACAAUCAACAGGGAACAGAUGGCCAAAAUUGUGAAAAAACAAAAGAUGAAAAACUUUUAUUUGACUAUUUCAAGUUUCAGCAAAUACAACAAAGUAGAAUCGAUUCUGAAAAUAGAGAUGCCAUAGUGCACAGUACCAGAAAAAAAGAAAGAGAAAGGAAAAGAAUUCAAAGAAUGGACCCCAGGUACAGAGAAAAGGAAAACAAGCGAAAAAAAUCAUCUUUGAUAAACAGACUGAAGGAAAAACUCCAUAAACAACAGAAGAGGGAAAACAAUGAACAGCGAAUUAAAGAAAACAUGGCAAAGCGCAACUCAGAGACAAGAAAGAAGAAUGCAUGUUUACAUAUGCAGGUUAUACGCAGAAAAAGUGAGGAAAGAGAAAAGGAGAAUGCGGCAAAACGCUCCUCUAUCACGAACAGACAGAGAGAAAGAAAUCAUAAAGUACAUGUAAGACUUAAUACUGAACAAAGAGAAAAGGAGAAUGUGGCAAAACGCUCCUCCAUCACAAACAGACAGAAAGAACGAAACCAUAAAGUACAUGUAAGACUUAAUACUGAACAAAGAGAAAAGGAGAAUGCAGCAAAACGCUCCUCCAUCACAAACAGACAGAAAGAACGAAACCAUAAAGUACAUGUAAGACUUAAUACUGAACAAAGAGAAAAGGAGAAUGCGGCAAAACGCUCCUCCAUCACGAACAGACAGAAAGAACGAAAUCAUAAACAAUAUUUAAGAAUGCAUGGUGAGCUGAAGGCAAAAGAAAAUGAAAGGAAACGUUCGUCACUAGCAAAUCGUGAAAACGAAAAAUUACAUAAACAGAAUAAAAGAAAAGAUUUGGAUUUCAGAAUCAAGGAAAAGUGUGCUAAAAAACAUAAGAAAGAGGGCACUGUGGAGAAUUUGAUUACAAGUUUUUAUAAUGCAGUGAAGGAAGGUCCAUCCUACAUCUGUACAUGUUGCUUCCAAAUGUGGUAUAGAGAUGGUGUAAGGCUAGCUGCAAGUUUGCAGGUAUCUGAAAACUUAAGAUUUAAAAUAUUGAAUUCUUUAAAAAGUUUUGAUGAAAAAGAAUGGAUAUGCCAGACCUGCUGUAGAUAUGUUGCUAAUGACAAACUACCACCAUGCUCCAAAUGUAAUGGGAUGUGCUUUACAGAUAGACCAACCGAGCUAGAUUUGACAGAAGUGGAAGAAAAAUUAGUAUCCCUGAGGAUCCCAUUCAUGCAGCUCCAUGAGCUCCCACGAGGAAAACAAAUAAGUCUUCAUGGAAAUGUUGUCAAUGUCCCUUCAAAUUUGAAUCAAACAGUAGCAAAAUUACCACGAGUACUUGAUGAAAAUUUUACAAUACCCAUGAAACUUAAAAGAAGACUUUCGUAUAAGCAUCAUGUUAACUAUCAAACAGUGAGACCUGAAAAAGUCAUCAGAGCAGUAGAAUGGUUAAUGUCUAACAGUAAUUUUUAUAAGGAAGCGGGAAUCACAUUGGACCACUCUUGGAAGUGUAAAGAACUGGAAUCAGAUUGUACUGAGAAAGAAGAACACAAAGAAGAUGACUGGAAUGAGGUACCAGAAGAGGAUUUACCUUGUGGUACUCUUGACACUCUUCUUCAACCUCAGGAUCUUGAAACUGAGAGAGCAAAAGUUAUUUCAUUUGCCCCAGGUGAAGGUAAUACUCCUUUAAAUCUUUUCUUUGACAAAAAUGCUGAAGAGAUGAGUUUUCCAACCAUAUUUUGUGGACAUGCUAGACCAGAAAACAGCCAGCGGGAAGUAAAGGUUACAUACAGUGACAUAUGUAGAUCAGAGCUACGAAAUAUGGAUAGAAGGGUUGCUAGCCAUAUUCCAAACAUAUUUUUUAAAUUUAAAAAGCUUCAAGUUAAAACUGUUUUAGACAAAGCAAACAUCUGCCUUAGAAAAACAAAGAAAAAUGAAAAUAUCUCUGCAGGGUACUUGAAACAUCCUGAAAACCUUGAAAAACUCUGCAGACUGAAUGAAGGAUUUCGAAUAUUUCGCGAUCUCAGAGGUUCUCCUCCAUACUGGGAGAAAGCAAAAAAAGACAUUUUUGCACUCAUCAGGCAACUUGGCAUUCCAACAUGGUUUACAUCAUUCUCUGCAGCUGAAACUCACUGGACACAUUUAUUACAAAUAUUAGGAUGGACAGUUGAGAAGAAAAGAUAUUCUGAAGAUGAUGUAAAAUUGUUCAGCUUCUUUAAGAAGGCAGAACUGCUUAGAAAAGACCCAGUAACUUGUGCCAGGCAUUUUGAUCAUCAGGUUCAAAUUUUCAUAAACCAAGUACUGAAGUCUUCCCUCUGCCCUGUUGGAAAAGUGACAGAUUAUUUUUAUAAAGUUGAAUUUCAAAUGCGAGGUUCCCCACAUAUUCACAUGGUGCUCUGGAUAGAAAGUGCUCCAAAAUUUGGAGAAAGUGAAGAAAGUGAUAUUGUGAAUUUUAUCAAUUCACAUGUCUCAUGUGCAAAGAACAGUGAAAUAGAAGAAUUAGUGCAAUACCAAUACCACGCUCAUGGCAGAACAUGUAAGAAAAGGAACAAAAAUGACUGCAGAUUUAAUUUUCCUCAGCCUCCUAUGAAAGAAACAUGCAUCCUGAAUCCAUUAGAUGAUAGCAUACCUGAAAAAGACAAAGAACAAAACAAAAAGAACUGGGAACGCAUAAAGAAAUGUUUAGACAACAUGAAAAAAGGAAAGAAUUUAACACUUGAGGAAUUCCUUAAUGAAAUGAGACUUUCUGAUGACCAAUACAUCAAUGCAAUUAGAUCAUCUAUUAAAACUACAACAAUCUUUUUGAAAAGACAAUUGGAUGAAAUAAGGAUAAAUAAUUAUAACCCUAUUCUUAUUAAAGCCUGGAGAGCCAACAUGGACAUUCAGUUCAUCCUUGAUGCAUAUGCAUGUGUUAUGUAUAUUGUCAGUUAUAUUUCAAAAGCACAAAGAGGAAUGAGUACCUUGCUGUAUAAUGCUUGUAAAGAGGCAAGAGAGGGAAACCUGGACAUCAGACAGCAAGUAAAAAUGAUUGGUAACAAAUUCUUAAGCCAUGUGGAAGUUUCUGCUCAGGAGGCUGUUUACUAUAUUCUUCAAAUGCCUUUAAGAAAAUCAUCACGAGAAGUAAUCUUUAUCAAUACUUCUCCAGAAAAUGAAAGAAUUAUUAUGUUAAAGAGUACAGAACAAAUUCAAAGCCUACCAGAUGAGUCAACUGACAUAGAAGAAAGCAACAACAUUUCCAGAUAUAAGGAUAGACCAAAAGAGAUGGAAAACAUUUGUCUGGCUGAUUAUGUAUCCCUUUAUAGGACAUCAACAACUGAAUCAAAAACUAACAACCAACUUCAAGAUUUAAGUGAUAAUGAAAGAGAAGAAAAUGAUAUGGAUCAAACUGAAGAAAACUGUCAAGCUAAAACAAAAAGGGUCAAAUGUACAUCUGUGACAAAGAGACGACAACAAGCUGUGAUACGCUGUGUGGGAUACAAUGAAAAGAAUGAUCCAGAAAAUUUUUACCGUGAAUGCUUGUUUUUGUAUCAUCCAUGGAGGUUAGAGAAAAGAAUUAUUGGACAAAGGGAAACAUACUAUCAGAGAUUUGUUGACCUUCUUGAUAGUUCAGAUAUCUUAGAAAAAAUGCAGGAAUAUAAUCAUACAUGGAGAGAAUUAGAUCAGGCAAUGGAGGACAUCAAAAAAGUCAAUGAAGAUAUACUGGAAGAUCAGUGGAACAUUGUUGCCCCAUGCUCAGAAGCUUAUGACAAGGAAGACAUCAAUGAAGGUACAAGAGAAAUUUUAGAAUAUCCUUCCUAUGAUGGUUCUUUAAAUGUUACAUCUCCAGAAAAUACUGUGAAUGACUUGCAAGAAAUAGUUACAAAAUAUAUGAACGAUGAUGAAUAUUUUUCACUGGUCCAAUCUUUAAACAAAGAACAGUACCUUUUUUUCAUUGAAAUUCUUCAUCACAUGAAAAGUGAAAAUAAACCAGUAUAUGUUUUCCUAACGGGUGGGGCUGGAGUUGGCAAAACAGUAGUUGUUAAGUCCAUUUACCAGGCUCUAAACCGUCACUUUAAUAACCAACCUGGAAGUAAUCCUGAUGAGCCAAAGGUUCUGUUAGCAGCCCCAACAGGAAAAGCAGCUUUUCUUAUUAAUGGCAACACCAUCCAUAAUCUGUUCCAAAUACCAGCAAACCAGGGAUUCUCUUAUAAACCACUGAAAAGUGACCGUCUAAACACUUUAAGAUGUAAAUUCCAAAAGGUGAAAAUGAUCAUCAUUGAUGAAAUUUCAAUGGUUGGAAACAGGAUGUUUCAAUAUAUUCAUUUGCGUUUACAACAAAUAACAGGAUCAUCAAAGAUAUUUGGGGGUAUUUCUGUUUUGGCUGUGGGGGAUUUAUUCCAACUAAAACCUGUAUUUGAUGGCUGGAUAUUUGAGAAUCUCAAGGAAGAUUAUGGACCACUAGCAACCAACCUGUGGACAGAAAACUUCAAGGUUUCUCAGUUAAUUCAAAUAAUGCGUCAGAGUGAAUCAAAGGAAUUUGCUGCUAUUCUGAAUCGCAUUCGUGAAUGCAAAUACACAGAAAAGGAUAUUGCUAUCUUGAAAGAAAGAAAAAUCAACAAAGAUGAAACUCAACAAGAUUAUCCACUGUUAGUUCCGCACAUCUUCCUAAAAAAUAAAGAUGUCAGAAGCUUCAAUUCAAGAAUAUUUGCUCUUUCACAUCAAGAAAAAUUUACUCUUCAAGCUAAUGACUAUAUCAUAGGAGAUGUUGAUAAGGAUAUAAAAGAAAAAGUAAAGAAAAGUAUACCAGAAGACACAAGUAAGACAAUGGGGCUAGAGAAAACCUUAAAUUUAUGCAAAAAUAUGAGAUGUGAAAUUUCUGUAAACAUAGAUGUUGAAGAUGGGUUAGCAAAUGGUGCCUCUGGUUUUCUUAAGGAUGUCACAAACUUUUCUAUCAAUUCAACACAAUCUGAUAUACUAUGGAUAUUAUUUGACAAUGACAUUAUAGGAAAAACCUGUAGAAAGAAUGGAAGAAAAUUUUAUACAUCAAAAAUUGAUAAAAAAUGGACACCUGUAACAAAAGUCAAGAGAGCAUUUAUGGUUGGAAGGUACAAAUCUGUACAAGUCAUCAGGGAGCAGUUUCCACUCCGUCCAGCUGCAGCUAAAACUUGUCACAGAUGUCAAGGAGAUACCAUGGAAUCAGUUGUGGUUGAUUUUAAUGGAAGAUGUUUUCCACACUGCCAUUAUGUAUCCCUCAGUAGAGUCAAGAGCAUAAAUAACCUAUUUAUAAGAGAACUAAAUGAAAAUAAAAUUCACAUUGAUCAUUCUGUGAAACAAGAAAUGCAGAGAUUGGAGAGCAGCAUGAAACUAGAAUUUGCAUGCAUACCACUGGCUCAGAAGGAAAAAUUAAACUUUAAAAUUUAUUAUCAAAAUGUGAGAUCUUUUCACAAGCACCAUGCUGAUGUUCUUCAAGAUGUUGCCCUUUACCAACCUGACAUCAUGACAUUUGUGGAAUCAAAACUUUGUUCAAGGGAUCCUGAUGAACAGUUUCAAAUUCCAGACUACAGCAUGCAGAGAUUUGAUACAUGUAUUCUCUCUGGAGAUGGAUCCAGAUCACCAUAUGGAAUUAUAGUUUUCACCAGCUCAAAUCUUCAAUUCCAAAUUAAAUGCCAACAAAAAUCAAAGAAAAUCAAUCAAGAAUUUGUACAGUCUGUUAUUAUAAACAUUGAAGAUCCACAACUACCUUCCAAAUGUCUACAACUGGCAGUCCUUUAUUCAUCACCAAAAACAAUGUUUAACACUCUUCAACACUUUCUUCUUAAUGAAUGUAUGAAAAGCAGUAAAGAAACAGACAUUCUUUUAGGAGAUUUCAACAUAGACAUUCAUAUGAAACCUAAUCAUAAGAUUCUAAAACUUCUGAACUCAUACAAGUAUCAACAAAUUGUAUCCAACCCUACGACAGACAACAACUCUCUUCUGGACCAUGUAUACAUCAAAAAUGAACAUAUUGAGUGUGUAAAGUGUGAUGUUUUACAGACAUACUUUUCUGACCAUUUCCCAAUUAUAUUGACAUUAAUAUUACAAAACAAAGAGCAAGAACAAUUUUAA